AGGAGUUACAGUUUCUCUCUCUUGCUCUCUCUCUCUUCUAUUUUUUUUCUCUUCUUCUUUUGGUAUUUUUUUUUCAAAAUCUUGUUGUUUUGAAUUUUUUUUCUACUUUGAUGGAGUUGGAGCCUAUUUCGAGCUGCUGUUCGUCGUCGUCCCCAUCGGUUCCGUCGUCUUCGUCGUCGGGGGAAGAAGCGGCGGACAUGACGGAGCUGGAGGCGGCGGAGGCAUUGGCGGAUUUGGCGCAGCUUGCGAUAAUGCGAGAGCAGGUUUUCGAAUCCGCGGCGAGUUGGGGGAGCAAAGGUAAACGAGUGAGGAAGCGAGUCAAGACCGAGUCUCCUCCGUGUGACUCGCGUUUGAAACCGGCUGACUCGGAAACAUUACCUACUCUGGAUCUCGCUGAGGGACGGGCAGUGAAAGACGAGGAAGACGAAGUUCAACCAAUUACCAGGGAAGUAACUAAAGUCCCGGUUAAAACUGAAGUAACUGAUGAAAUACCUAAGCCAAACAUUGCUUCGACCCUAAGGUGUAGAUCAAGUGGCUGUGGCCGAUCAAGGCAGAAUUUAAGUGAGGCUGAAAGAGAAGAACGUAGAAUCCGAAGAAUACUAGCUAACAGAGAAUCUGCGAGGCAGACAAUUCGGCGAAGACAGGCAAUGUGCGAGGAGUUGAGUAAAAAAGCAGCUGAUCUAACAUAUGAGAAUGAGAAUCUGAGAAGGGAAAAAGAUUGGGCUUUGAAAGAGUUUCAGUCUUUGGAGACGAUUAACAAGCAUCUAAAAGAACAGGUAUCGAAGUCAGCAAAACUCGAUACAAAAGAACCUGAAGAAUCGCCCAAGCCAUCACAAGUUGAAAUGUCUACAUCAUCUACUCCCUUUUACUUCUACAACCAGAAUCCAUAUCAGCUUUUCUGCUGGCCUCAUGUUACUCAAUCAUCAAAUCCAGUUAUCUCACCACUUGAAACCCAAAACGGUUUCGCAGCACCAUUCACCACCGUUGGAGGAGCUUCUGCUAAAACUAUGACCUCGCAGGAGCAUGGAAAUCCUGCAGAUGACAAUGGGCAAAAAACUCAUUUUUACGUCGUGCCAUGCCCUUGGUUUCUCCCUGCUCCUGAUCAGAGUAAUGGUGUUCCCUUCGCGUUCCAAGAUCCACAAAGAGUCAUUCCUUCAAACGGUCACCAUAUUGAUGAUUCUUCUGCAAACUCCGUUGAGGUCAAGAAAAGUCUGCCGUCCCAUUUACAAACUAGAAUCAAAGAAGAGGACUCUGGUUCACCCGAAGCCAGACCUUUGUAUGAUCUCAAUGAAUCGGCAACUGAAGUCCUCUCAGAAGGAGGAGAUGGUUUUCCUGUAACGCAACAAGCUUAUAGUUUCAAGCAUGAAGAUGUUUCUGACUCACCUAAUGGAGUCACGGCGAUGCAACCUGGUCAUCAUGUUUUGAUUUCUCUACCGGGGAAGAAGCAUGGCUCUCUGGCUGCAGCUGAAGCCAGAAGGAGACGGAAAGAGCUCACGAGGCUCAAGAACCUCCAUGGCCGUCAAUGUCGGAUGCAAGUAUAACAACAUUACCCAUAGAUUUAUCAGCUUACAAGUUGCAAACACUUAAGGUACUUCAUGAUCCCUUUGUUUUUUGUCCGGGGCAUAUUCCACAUUGUUUCGGCUUUCUUUAUUAAACACCAAAGUCAAAGAGUACUCAAUACUCAUCCAACAAACAAAGUUGGAUUAUUAUUAUACUCAUCCAAGAUUAGUGUUCGAGAGUUUUGGGUUUUUUUUUUCUCGCAAGGAAAGAGCAUGUUGUACCAUUAUAAGAAAUUGGCAUAAGUUAAGAAUGCCAUUUUUGUAAGAUCAUCCAGAAUGGAAUUUGCUUGCUUCUCACUGGAAG
This is a messenger RNA of Eutrema salsugineum, 1863 nucleotides long. Its product is annotated as light-inducible protein CPRF2. Gene Ontology annotation, cellular component: nucleus. NCBI's taxonomy places the organism in Eukaryota, Viridiplantae, Streptophyta, Magnoliopsida, Brassicales, Brassicaceae. Gene Ontology annotation, molecular function: DNA-binding transcription factor activity; sequence-specific DNA binding. The transcript is spliced from 6 exons. The record is from RefSeq and is a predicted model, not a curated record. Bases 111 to 1541 code for a protein of 476 amino acids. Gene Ontology annotation, biological process: regulation of DNA-templated transcription.